GAAGAAUACUAUCAUUUGUUGGCGGAAAAAAUUUACAAAAUACAAAAAGAAUUACAAGAAAAGAAGAUCAAACGAUUGCACGAGCAAGGGCGAGCUGGUGUAGUUGCUGGCAUGCAGCCAGCACAACUAGUUGAUUUCGAUAUGCCUGGACCGCCAAACCGUACGACACCAUCAUUCCAACCAGCAAGUGCUUGUAUGGCUGUGUCGCAGCAGCUCAAUGGACCAUCUACCUCAACAAGUACGGUUUUGCGGUUGUGA
This is a messenger RNA of Gongylonema pulchrum, 258 nucleotides long. NCBI's taxonomy places the organism in Eukaryota, Metazoa, Nematoda, Chromadorea, Rhabditida, Gongylonematidae. The record is from the annotation of a GenBank genome assembly.